Theileria annulata is the source of this 759-nucleotide messenger RNA. Its product is annotated as ribosomal protein L23 (or L25), putative. Lineage: Eukaryota; Apicomplexa; Aconoidasida; Piroplasmida; Theileriidae. The coding region runs from base 1 to 759 and encodes 252 amino acids. The record is from RefSeq and is a predicted model, not a curated record. The transcript is spliced from 4 exons. Gene Ontology annotation, cellular component: mitochondrial large ribosomal subunit; ribosome. Gene Ontology annotation, biological process: mitochondrial translation. Gene Ontology annotation, molecular function: structural constituent of ribosome.
AUGUUUUUUACUAGAAUUCUUUUAUCUCCUCCAAAAUCUCCCAGGAACAUUUUCUUCCCAUGGCAAAAUAUAUGCGUUCACAGAACAGGAGCAUUUCUAGAACGCAAUAGACUUGCCCUGAGGGUUCCCAUCAACCUCACCAAGUUUGAGAUAAGGGAGUAUUUAAGGAAGCUCUACGAUGCCAAGGUCAUCAAAGUUAACACACUAAUUAAAAUACCUAAAAUAAAAAGAGACUUUUCAAGCAAAGUCCCAAAAUAUUAUAGAAAUGGACCCAUGUAUAAGAAGGCUAUAGUAACUCUUGAACACUCAGUCCCUGACGAGGUUAAGAUGUUGGGAAUGGACUUCGAGUUGGGAAAGAAUCCAUCAAUAACAAAGAAGAAUGUACAUUACGGGAAGAAAUCAGAUUUUAGUUAUUUACCAGAUAGAAAAAAUGACCCAUUUACUGGAGAAUACGAGGAAGCGUGGAAGUUACCCAUACCGAACUUGUUAGCAGAUGAUGAAUGGGAAAUUAUACCAGAAUUAAAUCAAAAUGUUGACUACAUGAGAAUGAAACCGGAUCCUACAGAACCACACAUCCACGGAGGAUCUUACACAUACAACCGGAAGCCAGACACAGUUCCAGCCCAGGAAAAUCAAAUAAUGGAUUUAACUCCAUGGAGAAGGAAAUUAAAGAAAAUGGAAAAGACUAGUGAUAAAGAUACAGAUUUUGAAUCUGAGGAGGCUAAACCUACACCCUGGAAUUUCCCUCCAGCACAUUAA